Xyrauchen texanus (razorback sucker) is the source of this 1516-nucleotide messenger RNA. It is a transcript of the gene usp21, whose product is annotated as ubiquitin specific peptidase 21. The record is from RefSeq and is a predicted model, not a curated record. Gene Ontology annotation, cellular component: cytoplasm. Gene Ontology annotation, molecular function: cysteine-type deubiquitinase activity. Gene Ontology annotation, biological process: protein deubiquitination. Lineage: Eukaryota; Metazoa; Chordata; Actinopteri; Cypriniformes; Catostomidae.
AUGACAGCCAGGCGAACAGCAGGAGCAAUUGAGAGGAAAGUACAUUGUUACAGAUGAACCAAAACGGCUCUUUUGAUCCUCAAUCACAAAACUAUUGUAGGUUUAAAGAACGGUUUAUUGGUGAGGUUGUGUUACAUGCAGAAGCGACAAUGCCAGGAGCUGAAUUUACUGCCAUGGACAACUCGUGUCAGGCCUUGUGCCACACUUUAGUCAUGCAAAAUGGCCUUCAGCCUGAAAACACGGACAUCUCACAGUCUGUCCUAUACACAUCCAUCAUGGGACUACUACUGGUGACAGAUGAGAAAGAGCUCCAACUGGGCAGUGGACAAGUUGGACUGCGUAACGUUGGAAAUACUUGUUUCCUCAAUGCCAUAGUGCAGUGUCUCUCUCACACUCGUAGUCUUAGGGACUACUGUCUGUUGAAAGUCGUCUACCUUCAGGAUAAGCACUCCAACCAAGAGCCUGUUCUUAUGAAUGAGUUCUCCAAUGUUUUGGCUGGCCUGUGGGAUUGUGAUGGUGGGGAAACCACAGUUAACCCUGGGAAGUUUUAUCACAUAUUUAAAGAAGCAGUGCCUUACUUCAGUGGGUAUAGUCAGCAAGACGCUCAGGAGUUCUUACGUUUCCUUCUGGACAGGCUGCACACAGAAAUAAACCGUCAGACUUCUAAACAUCCUGCAGUUAUUGAAAUGAAGGAACCAACAUGCACUCGAUUCAGGAUUUCAGAGGAGGCAUUUGCCAUGUGGCAAAGACAUCUUGACAGGGAUGACAGUAAGAUUGUUGAUUUGUUCUCUGGUCAGCUGCAGCUGAGCUCCUUGCACUGUUCUGUCUGCUCCCAUUACUCCAACACCUUUGAUGUGUUUUGUGACCUGUCACUCCCCAUCCCAAAGAAGAGUAAUUAUGGCCGAAUUGUCACACUUAGAGAGUGUCUAGACCUCUUCUCACAAGAAGAAAACCUUGACAAAGAAAAGACACCAAUGUGUGAGCGGUGUAAUCGUCAUACCAAGAGCACAAAAAGACUAACCAUCCAACGGUUCCCAAGAAUCCUUGUACUACACUUAAAUCGAUUUACUAUGUCAAGGUACUCCAUCUGUAAAAGCACAGUGUCUGUUUCCUUCCCCUUGACUGGGCUGGAUAUGGGGCCAUUUGGACCUGUUGACUGUGGUCCUGUGCUGUAUGAUCUGUAUGCAGUGUGCAAUCAUUCAGGCACAGUAAAUAUGGGUCACUACAUGGCUGCAUGUCGAGUGGAGGAGGGCUGGUGCAAUUACAAUGACUCAUGUGUGAGCACAAUAUCGGAGGAGAAACUUCAGUCCAAUCAGGCAUAUGUUCUCUUCUAUGAGCUGAAAAGCUGCAGUAUCAGCAGGAAAUGAGGACCAAUGACACUCGUUUUUACAAAAGAUUAUUUGGCAGUCAUCAGAUGUUUCACUUUGAUGAAAUGGACUAGGUUGAUGUUGAGGGUGCUAAUGGUCAUGUCUUGUAAUUGCUCUUUAGACAAUAUAUAUAUAUAUAUAUAUACAGU